UUGUGUGGAGAAUCUAUAUUUCUUUUUCUCUUCUUUUCGGCUCUUUUGUCGUGUGUGUACAGGUGACCAAUCUGCAUGUACGCACAAGGGAGAGGAAGGGGACGCGGUAGAGGCAGAGGAAGGUGGUCAAGCGAUCGUCGAUACUGGAUGGAUUAUCAGGCGACGACACAAUGGGCGAAUCUUCCAGUGACAACGCAACAGAACCAGCCUUCACCAGCAGUGCAGCCAGUGGUUCUCCCACCUGGAUACCCAUACUACGGAUGGCAUCCUGGGACACUCCCUGCUCCACCGCCACCUUCACCGCCACCUCCACCGCUAGCUGCGCAGAACUGGAACUACGACCAACAUCAACAAGGAUACCAACAGCAGAAGACACCUGCUGCGAACCCAUUCCCAGCCCCUGGGAACAGGGCCUGGUUUACAAGAGAGCGCCUUAAGCUCAUUGGGAAAUGGAAGACGAAGGAUAUGGAGGAGGAGCGACGAAGUGUGACCGACUUAAGCGAGAGUAGUAAACAGGGAGCGAAGAAAGGGAAGGGGAAGGUUGCCACGAAAUCGGAAGACAACAAGCAAAGCUUGAAACCUUGGCUUACAAACAACUUCGGAACUUCUUUGAAGAAGAUAUCAGAGAAACUCGAUUCAGUCGAGAAGAUGUCUAAAGCAGCGGAAGCCGAGCGUGCGAAGAUAGCCAAGAAGGUUGAAGAAUUGGAAUCGAAAGGCGUAACGAGCGAAGAAGGGAGCAUUGAGAAGAGAAAGAGAGUAAUGGGAUUGAAUUCGCCAGCACAAGACCGACAAAAAUCGAGAUCAAGGUCUAGGAGCGGUGGAAUCAAGAUUCGCGAACCUCAGAUUGAAGUGUCCUCAGACGAGGAGGAUAAGAAGACGGGAGUCCACGAGGGUGUUCCGGAGAACAAGCCCAAUAUGAAUUUGGAAGACGUUAUGAAACUACUAUCAAUGAUAGUUGGGAAAGUACAAGGGGGGCAAAGCGGCCCUGCUAUGGAGAUCGUGGAGAACAAGAAGACCAGCGUGAAGGUGGAUAGAAAGGAGGAUGGCAACAACGAAUCCGAAGAUGAAGAGAAGGACAAACUGAAGUUGAACCGGGGUAGCUGCACGAAGAGCGAUAAGACGGAGGUCGAGAUCGUUGAAUACAUGAGACAAAGGCUCGAUCACUAUAUGGAGGUGAACAGGAAGAAGAUCAAGAGCCUCUGCCUGGCGAGGGGGGUGAAAUGGGAACGGAAAGACAACAUCGCUUGAGAGCUCGUGAAACAAGACACUAACGAGUUCACCUGACUUGUAAAUGAAUGAGACGAGCAUGA
Messenger RNA from Chara braunii, 1310 nucleotides. The record is from the annotation of a GenBank genome assembly. NCBI's taxonomy places the organism in Eukaryota, Viridiplantae, Streptophyta, Charophyceae, Charales, Characeae.